CAGACAGGUCUGUGGUGUGUGGAAAGUGCUGGUGGAGGCCAGGCCCAGAGCCCAGAGCCCGAAGCAGAGGAAUAGAGGUGCCUAUCUGCCCAAGAGUACCACAGGAUGGGGGCAGGGAAGACGCUGAAGUUUGCAAUAUGUGAGGUGCUUCAGUUUGUGGGGCUGUGUGUACCACUCUUUAUUGUUAUGCAGAGGUUUGCAGUCAUUGUAUCUAAAGUCAAAGAUCUGGCUCAGCCUCCUGGUGACAGCCGUACAGCUUACUGGUUAAUUGUUGCAGCCUCUGUGGCAUAUGUCACCUCCACAGCGCUGUUCAUCUGGGUCCCUCUCAAGUAUAUGGUUUUUCAAAAGAAGAAGUUUCUCAUUGGGAGGAAGAAGUGGAGGCCUGUGGCACUCGUCUAUGUGAUCCUUUCCACGUUACCCUGCUUUGCCUUUCUCAUUGCCAGCUCAGAGGUUCAGAUCCACAACAACAUGAAACAUGACAUGUUCAUGGAGGUCCCUGUGUCACUCAUCCUCUUCUCGCUCAUCUGUAUGGACGUAGUGGAGCGGAUACGCCACUUAAGACUGACAGGCCGGGCUAACGACAGAGACAGAGAAGCAGAGAUCCCCUCUACAAUCCUCACACACAUGGAGCCAGUCACACCACUAAAUCCGCUUGUCCCGGGGCCUGCAGUGCCUGGGGCAGCUGUGCCCACGUCUGUACCCUCAGCAUCACAGCACAACAACAACCGUAACCCAAAUGGUGCGAGCAUGCGUCCAGAGCCCAACGGGACAGUCCCACUGGUCUCGGAUCAUCCAGGUAACUCCAGGAGACCGUUCAGUAUUUCUGGACUCAGCUCCCGUUCUGAGAGCAUAGCGGCCUACCCCAUGUCCCCUUACACAUACACAGGACCUUUGCGCUUCCUGUGUGCCACUGAUGCAAGAGCGGACGUGAUAGUGGACAGCUUCAUGUUUUGGAUGGACACAGUGGAGAUGGUACGGUCAGCGGGCCACCCCCUGGUUUACUACUCAGGUUGGGUAUUCCCCAUUUACAUCUUCAGCUACCUCUCUUGCCUGAGAGUGGUGGUGAUGCCACACAGCCCUCUGCUCUCCUCACUCGGGGUGGCACUACAGGAUCUACCUUUCUUCUUUGUGCGUGCCGGAUUAGUUGCGUUUUUUGGUUUUGUUACCCCUGUUCUUUACAUGAUGAAAAACUUGCUAAUAUGUCUGGCAUUUAUUUAUUUUAACUUCAUGACCAAGCUAAGGAUUUUUAAUACAGAGAGGAUGGUCUUUUAA
Molecule: messenger RNA, 1272 nt
Organism: Periophthalmus magnuspinnatus
Lineage: Eukaryota; Metazoa; Chordata; Actinopteri; Gobiiformes; Gobiidae
Product: transmembrane protein 236-like
Exons: 4
Coding region: 106-1272 (388 amino acids)
Source: RefSeq, a predicted model, not a curated record